CCCGCGCUUUGACUUGAAAUUUGUCAGGCAACGGUUAAGACUUUCAUUCUGUCUGAUCUUAUAGUGGCUGCCGGACGUGUCGAGAAUCGUAAGAAACAAGUGUUGAAAAUAAUCCAGGGAAAAUGAUCGGGAUACUGCUUAAUGUGUUAGAGUGGAUAGGACUCAGCCCUCUCUCCUAUAUUGCUGGACUUAUUGGCAGCACUGAACCUGCACUGAAGCUUUUGUUAUCAAUAUUACUAGCUUAUCCCUACGCAUGGAUGUAUCACAAGUAUUACUGGCACUCAGACAGGAAGUCUGUCAGAAAUAACCUGUACUUUAUCGUCGUGGGCCUUGAUUUGGCAUUCUACAAUUUUGGAAUAUCCCUAUAUCAUAAUAUUAUACCUGUUGUUGUGUUGUACCUAACGACACAGAUAUCCGAGGAUGGCAAGAUUAAUGCGAUAAUAACAUUUGUAUUCAACUUAACCUAUCUAAUAGUGGGUUACAUAGUAACAGAAUCUGAAGAUUACGAUAUCACUUGGACCAUGCCUCAUUGUGUACUAACGUUGAAACUAAUCGCAUUAUCAUUUGAUUUGUGGGAUGGUCAAUUGCUUCUUAAAAGAGAGAAGUUGUCUGCAAAUGCUCAAGAGACGGCUUUAGUGACACCCCCUACUUUCAUGGAGCUCCUCGGUUUCGUUUACUUCCCGGCUUGUUUCUUGGUUGGCCCAAUCUUCUCAUUUCAACGUUAUAAAAAAUACAUUGAAGGGAAGUUCCCCUUGGAAUCUGAAGCCGACGAAUGCCAAAAGCAAGGAAUGAUUAAAUUGAUUCAAGGAGCUCUGUAUUUGGUGGCGUUCCAAAUUGGAGGAAGCGUGUUCAGUAUGAAGUAUAUGCUGUCAGACGAGUUUUCGGAAAAUUCCUUCUUCUACAAACAUAUGUACUGCGGACUUUGGGCCCAUUUUGCACUGUACAAAUAUAUUGCAUGCUGGUUACUGACAGAAGCCGCCUGCAUCAGGUUCGGGCUAUCGUAUAAUGGAAUGGAGAUACCUGCCGGCGGCCUGUUGCCUAUAUCCAAAUGGGACGGAUGCAACAACAUCAAACUUCUACGAUUCGAAGGUGUCACCAAAUUUCAGCACUAUAUUGACACCUUCAAUUGCAAUACUAAUCAUUUCGCCGCAGAAUACAUUUACAAGAGACUUAAGUUCCUAGGCGACAGGAACCUAAGCCAACUUUUAACUCUUCUCUUCCUUGCAAUCUGGCAUGGCAUAAGGUCAGGUUAUUAUGUAACAUUUUUUAACGAAUUCAUAAUAAUUUACAUGGAAAAGGAAUUAGAAUCUAUACUUAAAAAAACGAUAAUAUAUGAAAAAAUGUGGUCAAAUGUAUUCAUUAAGUAUUUGAUGUACAUUUUUCUCAAAAUGUACACAAUUAUAUUCAUGGGCUGGAGUCUUGUACCUUUCGAUGUUAAGGUGUAUUCGAAGUGGUUGAAUGUGUAUUCUAGCCUAUAUUUUUCAGGAUUUUUGCUGUUUUUGCCUUGGGCUUUCGUUUAUAAACCUCUCCUGAUAAAAGCCAUUCACUAUUAUCGCAUUAAGCGAGAAGCAGCAGAAAAAAUAGAUUGAGGUUAACUAUGAGAA
Messenger RNA from Plodia interpunctella (Indianmeal moth), 1604 nucleotides. RefSeq names its product lysophospholipid acyltransferase 5-like. Gene Ontology annotation, biological process: phosphatidylcholine biosynthetic process; lipid modification. The record is from RefSeq and is a predicted model, not a curated record. Gene Ontology annotation, molecular function: 1-acylglycerophosphocholine O-acyltransferase activity; lysophospholipid acyltransferase activity. Bases 123 to 1589 code for a protein of 488 amino acids. NCBI's taxonomy places the organism in Eukaryota, Metazoa, Arthropoda, Insecta, Lepidoptera, Pyralidae. Gene Ontology annotation, cellular component: membrane. The transcript has 4 exons.